Molecule: messenger RNA, 5034 nt
Organism: Osmia bicornis bicornis
Lineage: Eukaryota; Metazoa; Arthropoda; Insecta; Hymenoptera; Megachilidae
Exons: 5
Coding region: 1-5034 (1677 amino acids)
Biological process (GO): DNA integration
Molecular function (GO): nucleic acid binding
Source: RefSeq, a predicted model, not a curated record
AUGGCUCACCCACAAAAAUCGACAGAAAAAUGGAGCGAGAUGCAAGACAGCUCGCAGGAGUCCUUGGAGGUGCCAACAAAGACGGUGUCAACCCGCACCUCACCAGUGCCGGGAGCUCAAGAGAGCGCGCGUCGAACUCCAUCGCCUCACACCCACGCGACAAGGGCAACCACGUCCGUCUCCAUGCUGGCCAGCGAGCUACAGAUCAAGGUGAGGACGCAGCUGGAGCGGAUCGACACGGCUCAACGCCUGCUCAAGCAAGCUCAAGAGCGGAAGGGGCAGUUCGCCAAGGACGAGCUUGAUGACCUCAAGCAACAGAUCGACGAAGCUCAAAAGGCGUUCCACAAAGAGCACGCCCACUUCGAAUUGACUAGAUUGACGACUCAGCGACCAGAUCAACCAGCCGAAGCAGGGAGCACUCAACCGGCGAAUCAGCAGUCUCGCCUUCCGGACAUAUCACUGCCGAAAUUCUCCGGCGAUUACAUACAAUGGCCAUCAUUUUUCGAGCUCUUCAGCUCGAUCGUGCUCAAGAAGGCUCACCUCGACGAUGUGGAGCGGUUUUAUUACCUGAAGGGAUGCCUGGAAGGGGAGCCGCUCCGAAGCGUAUUGAAUCUUCCGCUCACCGGCCCAUCGCUGCACGCUGCGAUCGCCCAGCUCAAAGGGCGCUACGAGAAUAAGCGGCAAUUGGUACAGGCCCAUCUCGACCAGCACGCCUCUGUGACAGUUUAUCAAAACGAUCCCAAGUCACUGAGUCAGCUCGUCUCCACCGCCCUAGAAACAAAACAAGGAGUGCUCAACAUAAUCGAGCCCAGCUCACUCGACGAGUGCAUGCUGGUGCACCAAAUGUGCCGCAAGCUCGACCGCUCAACCAAGGAGAGGUGGGAGUCAUCACUGGGAUCCUCGACAGAGUACCCCAGCUUUGAUCGGCUCGUGGAGUUCGUGACCUCACGAGUGAGAACUCUGGAGAGUUUGGCAGCGGAUCCUACAAAGCCAGCUCAACCUAAACCAGCCGCUCAACCGUCCACCUCAAGAACGAUGACGCAGCCGCUGCCAGGAUCAUCAAGAUCAACCGCUCAAGGGGCCCGAGCACUAACAGCUGCGACUGCUCAACAAGAGAUCACGUAUCCCUUCGAGAGACCAUCGCCGUUCGAACAGUGCGACAGUUGUGGCGAGCCACACUACAUCUGUGAGAGCGUGCCGUUCAAGCCAGAAGUGCAAAGAAUGCUCAGCACGUCACCACACCAUGCUGCAUGGAGCCUCACCAGUGCCUUCUGCACCUGUGUCCGCACAGCAGAGACGCUCAACGCAUCAGCCCACAGUCAGUUCAUCAAAGACAACCUCAUCAUCGGCUCAAACAACGGAAUAAGACACAGGUACAGUCGUCAACAAACCCGCUCAUCUAACGCUUCUCGCAACGGCUCAGGCUCUCCUCAAGACCGAAUCAGCACUCCACAACAAUUGACCAGCCAGCUCAACCUUCGGAGACACCGAUCAUCCAUCACAGUAAUUGGUGUUGGUGGAACAAAAUCAACUGAAACUCGCGGUGUGGUGGAUAUCACUCUGCAGUCAACACACUCACAACAAGCCAUCUCGAUGCAGGCUCACGUGCUCACAGCCGUAUCGACAAUCCUGCCAUCGUUCUCAUUGAGAACUCCGAACUGGCCUCACAUAAGAAAAUUGAGGUUGGCGGACAAUGCUUUCUUGACUCCACGACCAGUCGAUGUAAUCAUUGGAGCAGAUUUCUACGGAAGGAUCAUCAAGCCAAACAUCAUCACGGCACACCAACAACACCAAUUGCUCAACUUUCCAUUUUUGGAUGUUGCUCAAGAUGACCAGAGCAAUCUGCAAGAGCUGCUCACCAAAUUCUGGGUUCAAGAGGAGUCACCGAUGGACAUUCCAAGCACGCUCACUCCGGAGGAAGAAGAAUGCGAAUCACAUUUCUGUGCGACUCACUCUCGUAAUCACACAGGAAGGUACAUCGUUCGCAUUCCACUCAAGGCACCAGCAUCGCUCUUAGGCAAUUCACACAAGAUUGCUCAAAGAUGUCUACAAAGCACUUUGCGACGACUCUCCAAGGAUUCAGCAUACAACCAGCUCUACGUCGAGUUCAUGAAAGAGUACGAAGAACUAGGACACAUGGUAAAGGCUCCAGAUCAUCAACGAAUUUCAUCAAGAGAGGCUGAGAACGUUGGGCCUGAUGGGGAGAUGACCUUGCCACAUGAUGCUUCGGCAUCAGGAGGGUUGAGGGUCUCUUCUGACGGUUCAACACCUCAGACCUCUGCUCAUCUUCAACCAUAUUAUUUGCCUCACCAUGGAGUUCUACGUCUCGACAGUUCAACAACGAAGCUCAGGGUUGUAUUCAACGGAUCAAAAGCUACGACAUCAAGCAAAUCAGUCAACGAUUUAAUGCAUACUGGUGCUAAUUUGCUCUUGAAUGUUACAGAUGUUCUAAUUUGGCUUCGCCAUUAUCACCACAUUUUUGCCACAGAUAUCACAAAAAUGUAUCGCCAGGUAGCAGUUCACAAGGAUGAUUGGGAUCUCCAGCGAAUUCUUUGGAUCGAUGAAGACCGCAAUGUCAUCCCUUACCAGCUCACAACUGUCACGUAUGGCACAAAGGCGGCUCCCUUCCUGGCGACACGAGCACUCAUGCAACUUGUUCACGAUGAGGGUCAUCGAUUCCCUCUGGCAACGCCUUUGCUCACGCAUGGCAGAUAUGUGGACGAUAUCUUUGGAGGAGCAGACUCAAUCUCGGAACUUGUGGAGGUCGCUCAACAGCUGAUUGCAUUGUGCAACGCGGGCGGAUUUCCACUCGCAAAAUGGCAUGCGACUCACCCCGAAUUACUGAGGGCUGUUUCGUCAUCCACACAAUCGUCAGCUCCCAUAUCAUUUGACGACUGUGCUACCAAAUUACUCGGAAUUCAAUGGAUGCCUCAGACAGACGUAUUCUGCUUUUCAUCAUCUUCGACUAAUCCAUUUGAUCCAUUAGGUUUCGUCUCACCGGUAAUAGUACGAGCAAAAAUGCUAUUACAAGAGCUCUGGCUACACAAGAUCAAUUGGGACGACCCAUUACCGUCUCAAAUUGUCUCACGAUGGUUCACCAUCAGAGAAGAUCUCAACAGCUUGGCCAAGCUAUCGAUCCCAAGAUGGUUCAACACAUGGAGCAAUUCAACUGUAGAAAUUCAUGGAUUCUCUGAUGCUUCUCAACUUGCCAUGGCAGCAGUGAUUUAUGUCACUGUUAGCUCUCCGUCCAACAACUCAACGACAUCACUUGUCUGUUCUAAGACAAAGGUUGCACCACUGAAGAGGCUCACAAUACCAAGAUUGGAGUUGUCUGCAGCACUCCUGUUGGCAAAACUCACAAAAUAUGUUCAAUCAACGCUCAAGGUAAAGAUCAAUGCAACGCACCUGUGGACGGAUUCUCAAGUUUCGCUCAUAUGGAUCAAAUCGCAAGCAUCACGUUGGAAGGAUUAUGUUCGGAACAGAGUCAUUCAAAUCCAAGAACUCACUCCAAAUGCGCAUUGGAGGCAUGUUCCAGUUACGUCCAAUCUAGCCGACUGUGCUUCACGAGGCAUUUCGACAGAUCAACUCCAACGAUUCGAGCUUUGGUGGAAAGGUCCUCCAUGGAUGGCUCGAAAUCAAGAUCAUUGGCCAGAGCAAAAGGAAUUCUCAACUUUAACCAGCGAGCUCGAAGUGAGACCCAAUGUCUCACUCUUUGCCUCAGCUCAAAAGCUAAGUUAUCAUUGGGAUCUCAUUUAUAAAUAUUCAUCUCUUAUUAAGCUGUAUAGACUGACUGCACUUUGUUUCAGGUUUGCCUCACGGCUUAAGAGAAAGCUCGAAACUCCUCCUGUGAUCAUCAUACCAUCCUGCGACAUGGAGAAGGCGCAGCUCUUCUGGAUUCACGCGACUCAACACUUGUAUUUCACCAGCGAAAUCAAGACCCUCAACUCAGGCUCAACCCUGCCUGCAACUCACCCCUUCAGUCGCCUUACCGCCUUCAUCGAUUCACAGCGAACACUACGGGUAGGAGGAAGACUCACAAACACAGCGCUCAGCAGGGAUGAAAAACAUCCAGCGAUCCUCCCACGGGACGCUCACCUGUCGAAGAUCAUCAUUGAAGAUGCUCACAAGCGAUCAUUUCACGGAGGAACGCAGCUCACGCUCGCAUAUAUUCGACAACGGUAUUGGAUCAUCGGUGGCAGAGUUCCUGUCAAAUCUCACAUCUUGAGAUGCGUCGUGUGUGCUCGUCAGAGGGGGAUUCGUGCUCGUCAGAUGAUGGGUCAACUACCUCUCUCUCGAGUGACACCAUCACGACCAUUCGCUCACACCGGUGUCGAUUAUGCAGGACCGAUCACAAUGAAAAAUUCAAAGGGAAGAGGCUCGAAAACGAUCAAAGGAUGGAUCUGCGUGUUCGUAUGUUUCUCCUCAUCGGCAGUUCACGUCGGGGUUGUCCGUGAUUACUCAACAGAAGGAUUUCUGGCAGCCUACAGAAGAUUUUCAUCGAGACGAGGGAUCGCUCACAAAUUGUACUCUGACUGUGGUACAAAUUUUAUUGGAGCACAGGCAGAGCUCAAACGUGUGUUCACGUCAAGUUCACAGGAGCACCGAGAGAUCGCAUCGAUUCUGUCAGCUGACAGCACUCAAUGGAUGUUCAACCCACCAGCUGCUCCUCACAUGGGAGGAAAAUGGGAAGCUGUGGUGAAAUCGAUCAAGUACCAUCUCAGGAGAACCAUUGGUGAGCUCUUACUAACAUUUGAAGAGUUUUCCACUCUCCUCACACAGAUCGAAGCGGUGCUCAACUCACGACUAUUGGAGCCACUCAGUGACGAUCCCGACGACAUCUCUGCGCUAACCCCAGGACACUUUCUCAUCGGCUCAGCACUCAACACGAUACCAGAACCAUCACUGCUCGAAGUUUCACCAGCUCGGCUGUCGAAAUGGCAGCUGAUUCAGCAAAGGGUUCAGCAUUUCUGGUCUCAGUGGUCUCGACACUACCUACAGAGACUUCAGUCAAUCUCGAAGUGGCACCAUCCAUGA